UUGAUAUUUGCAGUUCGCCAUUGUAUUUUAUAUAAAGGGAAGCGAAGAUAUUAUACUGCAUGGAAGAUAAAAACGACAUAUCCAUAGCCUCACAGUUGUCUCCGGCCACCAUACCCGAUGGCUCUCUGGUGGAAGCCAAAGAGCCGAACCUUUGCGAUGGUGGUGGUGUUGGUGCAGUAAUAGACUCUGGAGGUGACGGAGGAGGAAGAGCGUCAGAGUCGGUUAUGACUGUCGAAGUAACAGUUAAGAGAAAAAGAGGGAGGCCAAGGAAAUUUGAUUUGGGCGCAAAAGCGACAUCGUUGCCGCCGCCUGGUUUUUCAUCAUCUAUAUCUAUGACCUGUGAGAAGCGAGGCAGAGGAAGGCCACCCGGCUCCGGUAGACUUCAGCUAUUGGCUGCUCUUGGUGGUAUUGCUGCAGAAACAGCAGGAGGAAGCUUGAUUCCUCAUGUGAUUACAGUGAACUCGGGAGAGGAUAUUGUAAGUCUGAUAAUAUCAUUCGCCCAAAAAGGUUCUCGAGCAGUUUGUGUUCUUUCUGCUACUGGAGUUGUCUCAAGUGUUAUAAUGCGCCAACCAGGUUCUUCUGGUGGAAUUUUGAGAUAUGAGGGCCGCUUUGAAAUUCUCUCUUUACGUGGAUCAUUUACAUUUGGCCAAAAAAAGGGGGCACGAGCACAUAGCAAAACUGGCAUGUUAAGUGUUUCUCUCGCGAAACCUGAUGGCGGGGUUUUUGGUGGCGGUGUUGUUGGCUCCUUAAUAGCAUCGGGACCUAUUCAACUAAUUUUGGCGAGUUUCAAGCAAAAUAUUAGUAAGAAUAUCAAAUUGAGUCAAUUGGCUAAUUCUUCAACAGCUGGUGGGACUUUGCUUGCGGAUUCAGAAAUUGCAAAAUUUCCCAUACAAAUUGCAGCAAUUACAGAGGGUGAAGGGAAUUGCACAGACUCUGCUAAUACAUUACCUGUAAGCCAACAACACAUGUUGAAAAUUGGUCCUCAAGAUAUAUUUCAGCUUCCACAACCCAUUUCAGGAGAAAGGGCACUGUCUCCAGAUAAAAAUUCCAUUAAUAAUAUUUGAAGUAAGGGUUGUGGGAUUCUUAAUUUCUUUUUCUUUCUGUUAUGUUUCUGAUUAUAGCCCUUAAUUUGGUUUGGUGUUGGUAAGACUUUUAGAUGUGAGGAUUUUGAGUGUGAGAACAAAUAUGUCAUUUUGAAAUAUCGAAUACCUUUAGUUUAAUUA
This is a messenger RNA of Jatropha curcas, 1223 nucleotides long. Its product is annotated as AT-hook motif nuclear-localized protein 2. Gene Ontology annotation, molecular function: minor groove of adenine-thymine-rich DNA binding. NCBI's taxonomy places the organism in Eukaryota, Viridiplantae, Streptophyta, Magnoliopsida, Malpighiales, Euphorbiaceae. The record is from RefSeq and is a predicted model, not a curated record.